AUGGCUGAAGCAGGCCCGUCUCACCCACACCCGCCGCCCAAGCCUGACGCGCCCAAGCCCGACGCCAAGGGCAAGCCGACAUUCGCUCGCCGACUCGCCGGCAGCAAGGGCGCUCGUCUCGCGGCAACAGCAUGGCGGUGGAAGGCGCCUGUGUUCGGUGUGCUCGCUGUGGGCUAUGUGGGCCUCGUCUACAGCGCCGAGAAGCAGAAGGCGCGCAAGCGCGACACGAUCCCGGACAAGACGUACCUCUACUGGAAGCUGUACGACGGCGGCAUCGUCGAGGCCAAGUCGACCGGCUCGUCCCUCAACUACCUGUUGAGCUCGUCGCAGUCUGGCGCACCAGAAGAGCCGCCACGCGUCAUGACCAUCUUUGACGUCGUUCGCACGCUCAAGUUCAUCGAGAACGACGACCGAGUUCGCGGCAUCAUCGCCGACUUUUCCCAUACCUCGCUCCCGUCCGUCCCGUCGUACAACCUCGGCCUCGCGCAGCUCGAGGAGAUCCAGGACGCCAUGCUCGAGCUGCGACGGGUCAAGCACGACAAGUUCGGGCCCGAGGGCUGGCGCACCGUGGCCUGGACCGACACGUUCACGAGCCAGGGCCAGUACCUCCUCGCGUCGACCUUUGACGAGGUGUACUGUCAGCCGACGGGCGAGGUUCCUCUUGUCGGACUCGGAUCGACUACGCCUUUCUUCGGUCGACUCGCACGUUGGCUCGGCAUCGAGGUGCACGCUGAGGCGAGGAACGAGUACAAGUCGUUCAUCAGCCCUUACACGCGCGAGGAGUUCACCGAGCCGCAGCGCGAGAACCACGCCCAGCUCAUCAACGACUUGAACGACAACCUCCUCACCUACAUCGGGCGCAACCGCUUCCCCGAGAAGGGCGGCCAGGGCUCGCUCGACCACGUCCGAGCGCUCACCAAAGUCGGGCCGUUCACGGCACGCACGGCGGUCGAGAGCGGCCUCGUCAACGGCACGACCUACCGCCAGGACGUGCUCCACUCGGUCACGGACGAGGGCUUCGGUGGCGACCCCGAGGUCAAGUUCAUGGGCUUCUACCACUACCACAAGGUCCUCGAGCGCGCCGUCGAGAAGCACAUGAAGGAGGCGGUCGAGGUCGGCGUCGUCUACGUCCUCGGCGGCAUCGGCGACGCGGGCGAGUUCGGUACAGCGUCGAUCGUGCGAGGACUCAAGGAGGCCGGCGAGGACGAGACGAUCGGCGCCGUCGUCUUGCGCAUCGACAGCGGCGGCGGCGCCGUCGUCGACUCGGACACGAUCUGGGGCGCCGUCCGCGAACUGCGCGUGAAGUACGGCAAGACGGUGGUGGCCAGCUUCGGCAACGCGAGCGCCUCGGGCGGGUACUGGAUCAGCACCCACGCCGACGCCAUCCUCGCCGCUCCUUCGACCAUCACCGGCAGCAUCGGCGUCGCCUCUCUUCGUCCCACGUUCCUCCAGUCCUUCUUCGACCGCUUCCACGUCACCCUCGAGUCGUUCUUCACCGGCUCGCGCGCCCAGGACCCGACGCACUCGCUCACGCCGGCCGAGCUCGAGCGGCACUCGCGCAGCGUCGACGACAUGUAUGACGACUUCAAGCGGCGGGUGUGCGAGGGGAGGGAGAUCAGCCCGGACGUCAUCGAGGGCAUCGCCGGCGGCAGGGUCCUGAGCGGGCUCAAGGCGUUCGAGCUCAACGCGCCCGAGGAGCUCAUCCGCCAGAUCAAGGGCCUCGACGUGCCGCCGCUCGAUGUCGAGCAGCUGCGCACGGUGGGCGACGCGUCGGUCGCGCCGGUCGAGGUCGGCGGCGCCGAGUCGACACCGGUCGCCGUCCUGCCCGAGGACCAAGAGACGUCGCCGUUCGCCGUGCCCGAGGUCGAGCUGCAGGCGAUCGUCGCACCUGUCGCCGACGCCGCCGGCGCCGACACCUCGGCGAGUGCGUCGGCGGCGAGCCCUUCGCCGGGUCCCUCACCGACAACCUCGACCUCUUCCUCUUCCACCGUCGCCAACGUCGCCGCAGCCGCCCUCGACAGCUCCGACACGACCUCUUCCAUCACCUCUCGUAGGACCUCGACCGACGCCUCGACUGAGGCGGCAGGCGCGCCGGCGGCGGGACCUGCAGCGCGGCGCCAGGUCGGCGGCGUCAAUGGUGCGGCCGGCACGUACGAGUACGAGCCCGGCCCGUACGGCCGAGGCCUGAUCGACGGCUUGGGCGGUCUGCGCGACAGCGCCAUCUACGCGUGCCAGCUCUUUAUCGCCAACGGCAUCGCCGGGUACAAGGAGCAGAACCCGGGCGCCACGGACCAGGACGCCAUGCGCGAGCUGCUCCCCGACGUCAAGUUCGUCCAGGCCGACAACGGCGAGCUCGCUCUCGCACUCGAUGUCACGCUCAAGCGGUUCCCGGUCCAGAAGAGCUUCUGGCAGCAGCUCGCCGACGCCUCCCGCCGCGGCGACUCGCUCGGCGACUCGGUCUCGUCCGUCCUCGUGCCGCAGCUUCACGCUCUGCGGACCGUCGCGGCACGAUGGUUCCUCUCGGCCGUCGCCGACAGUGUCGUCGAGGAGCUCAACGGUUCGGCAACGCCCGGUGCGGGGAGCGGCGUCGGCCUCGCAGGCGCGCGCGGCGCAGGACUGGCGGGCAAGCUCGCGGGUGCGACGGGCGUCAAGGAGGGCAGGAGGGCCGAGUGGAACGGUGGCGCGAGGUGGAUGUAGAGCUCGAGCCGACGCUCGUGGGCGCGAGGGACGCGCGAGCAAUAGAACCUGCCCGCUCUCAUCGAGAGUG
Molecule: messenger RNA, 2767 nt
Organism: Rhodotorula graminis WP1
Lineage: Eukaryota; Fungi; Basidiomycota; Microbotryomycetes; Sporidiobolales; Sporidiobolaceae
Exons: 12
Coding region: 1-2697 (898 amino acids)
Biological process (GO): proteolysis
Molecular function (GO): peptidase activity
Source: RefSeq, a predicted model, not a curated record